Molecule: messenger RNA, 2287 nt
Organism: Sinocyclocheilus grahami
Lineage: Eukaryota; Metazoa; Chordata; Actinopteri; Cypriniformes; Cyprinidae
Gene: htra3a
Product: HtrA serine peptidase 3a
Exons: 9
Coding region: 169-1575 (468 amino acids)
Biological process (GO): proteolysis
Cellular component (GO): extracellular region
Molecular function (GO): serine-type endopeptidase activity; protein binding
Source: RefSeq, a predicted model, not a curated record
GUAUACGAGACUUACUUUUUAACCUCAGGAAUUGUCAUAUCAAACGCAUACAGGUCAUUAGCCUACAUCAGCGCGUGAUGCACUCUAUGGAAAAACCUCACAGAGAAUUAAAGUCGUAGGUCAUUGAACAAACUAAGACACCUGAACUGUACUCUGGAAACCGACGGAAUGCAGGUAAUUCUGUUUGCAGCUACAGUGCUCUUUACGCACGACCUCGCCGUGGCUGAGCCGAAGACGAAAUGUCCAUCCAAGUGUGAUGUGAGUAAAUGUCCGAGCCCGAGCUGUCCGAGCGGUUAUGUGCCCGACCACUGCAGCUGCUGUCUGGUGUGCAGCCUGGGCGAGGGCGCGCCGUGCGGGCGGAAGGAUGAUGUUCCGUGUGGCGACGGGCUGGAAUGUAGAUUUCCAGCCGGUAAGCGACUUUCCAAAGGUGUUUGCCAGUGUAAGAAAACUCACAGAGUGUGUGGCAGCGACGGGAAGACCUACGGGAAUGUGUGCAAGAUGAGGGUAGCCGCGCUUAAAGCGCAACAGCGAGGGCUCCCCGAAAUAACCCAAACGCACAAGGGUCCAUGUGCACCAUCAAGCUCAGGUCCUGCACAUCUGAACAGCCCAAGAUACAAGUUUAACUUCAUCGCUGAUGUGGUGGAGAAGAUUGCCCCUGCUGUGGUACAUGUUGAGCUCUUCCUCAACCAUCCGCUGUAUGGCCGUCAUGUACCUCUAUCAAGUGGUUCUGGAUUUAUAAUGACACAAUCCGGUCUGAUUGUGACCAAUGCUCAUGUGGUUGCUAGCAGCGCACCAGUCACAGGCCGCCAGCAUCUACGAGUGCAGCUACACGAUGGCCAGACAUACGAAGCCUCCAUCAGAGACAUUGACACGAAGUCUGAUAUUGCCACGAUCAAAAUUAACCCAAAGAAAAAAUUGCCAGUGUUAUCACUGGGUCAGUCUGCUGACCUGAGGCCUGGUGAGUUUGUGGUUGCCAUUGGCAGUCCGUUUGCGCUUCAGAACACAGUCACAACAGGCAUCGUCAGCACAACACAGAGAGAUGGAAAAGAGCUCGGCAUCCGUGACUCUGACAUGGACUACAUCCAAACUGACGCGAUCACCAAUUAUGGAAACUCAGGAGGUCCGCUUGUUAAUCUGGACGGUGAGGUGAUCGGAAUAAACACACUAAAAGUGACUGCAGGGAUCUCUUUUGCAAUUCCAUCAGACCGAAUCAAUAAAUUCCUUGAUGAAUCUAACGAUAAAGAGCAGAAAGAUGUAAAAGUCCCAAAGAAAAGAUUUAUUGGAAUCAAAAUGGUCACUUUAACAGAGAACCUAGUCCAGGGAUUAAAAUGGCAUAAACCAGACUUUCCAGAUAUCGGCAGUGGAAUUCUUGUCCAUGAAGUUGUCCCAGACUCCCCAGCUCAGAAAGGUGGGCUUGAAACAGGUGAUAUUAUAGUGAAGCUAAACGGCCAUCCUUUGGUCAACACUGGAGAACUACAGGAGGCGAUUCAGGAAGACAUGCCCCUCCUUCUGGAAGUGCGGCGUGGUAAUGAUGACCUACUAUUUAACAUUGAGCCUAAUAUCCUCAUGCAGUGACAACGUCAGAGAUGGGGAACCAGAGGAGUGAUCAGAAGGACAAGCACAAGUGAAGCAGAUUGCUAGAGACCUAAGUGUGCUUGAGUUUCUACAGAUGAAUGUUAGAGAAGCAGAUGUCAUUGCAUCUGGGUUUCAAAGGACAAAUGAAGGAAAAAAGAACAAUUGCCUACCGAACUACUUUUGACCAUUAAAAAAAAAAAUUUGUCUCGUAAACUGAAUUUCCUUCAAGCCUGAGUUGAACUGACUGAGAGAUCAGUAAUCAUUUAGAAAAAUAAAAUAGGCCAUUUGUCGAUACACUUUAUACAUAGGCUACUGAAUGUUUUUGGCACACGAAGUGUAUUAUUUUAAAUGUAUAUGAUACUGUUGCUUACAGGAAAUAACAUCAGUCACAGUGUUCUUUGCACACAGCUUUUGUCAAGGCAACGGCUGAUAUUGUUUAUUAGUUUUAUUGAAAGCAUAAUAUUUGUAAAAUGAAUAUGUAUUUUGAUAAGUGACUCAGAUAUAAUUUUUUUUAUUUGACAAAGUGUCUGACACUGUUUUACAAUUUACAAGGACUUUAAUGAUUGUAAUCAAAUGUUUAGAAUUGUCACAACUAUUUUACUUAUUUGUAUCACACAGUGAAUUCUGGAGCAGGAACAGCCAGGCAGAAUAAAUCCAGACUUUGUGACAUUAGUUCAGUCCUGUAACAUCCUACACAGAGGAAUAAAUAAAA